Messenger RNA from Acaromyces ingoldii, 811 nucleotides. RefSeq names its product snare-like protein. The coding region runs from base 137 to 811 and encodes 224 amino acids. The record is from RefSeq and is a predicted model, not a curated record. Gene Ontology annotation, biological process: intracellular protein transport; retrograde vesicle-mediated transport, Golgi to endoplasmic reticulum; intra-Golgi vesicle-mediated transport. Lineage: Eukaryota; Fungi; Basidiomycota; Exobasidiomycetes; Exobasidiales; Cryptobasidiaceae. Gene Ontology annotation, cellular component: COPI vesicle coat. The transcript has 4 exons.
GCUCUGCCAACAUUGCACAACGCAGCGACCUGAAUCAAGCCGCAAGCACAGCAAAAUAGUCGUCGAGUUCGAUACCAGGAGGCGAGUCCGGCACAAAUCAGGUGUCUCAGAGCGAGACUGAGAGCAUACCACCACAAUGACGGCCAACCUCACACUAUACACUACGACGGCAGUGCUCCUGCUGGAUGCCGAUGGGAAUCGCCUCGUUUCAAAAUACUACCAGCCACCACAUGCAGGCCACGGGCCGCCCGGCCACCCCUCGUCUUCGUCUGCGGCGGCCAAUGGGACAGCAGUGGCAGCGCCCAGCCUCCCGCCGGGCGCUGCUGGCCAGCCGCCGCAGAUGACGUCCAAGAAUCCCUUUUCGACAUUCAAGGAGCAACGCGCAUUCGAGAAGGCCGUCUGGGAAAAGACUCGGCGGGCCAGCGGAGACAUCAUCUUGUACGACUCGCACCUCGUCCUCUUCCGCGCCAGCCUCGACUGCAUCCUCUACGUCGUGGGUCCCGCGGGCGAGAACGAGCUGAUGCUUUCGGGCCUGCUGGGAAGCCUCUUUGAGGCCAUCGGCAUCCUGCUCCACAACGGCCAAGUCGAGAAGCGGGCCGUGUUGGAGAACUUGGACCUCGUCACGCUGGCCAUUGACGAGACGGUCGAUGACGGCAUCAUCCUCGAGACGGACAGCACGGCGAUUGCGAGCAGAGUGUCGAGACCAAGACCAGACGCGACGGAGCUCCAGAUCAACGAGCAGACAAUCAUGAACGCAUACUCGAACCUCAAGGAGCGAGUCGCACAGCGCAUCCUCCAGGGAGGGCUGUAG